UGGAUCUUGAAACGGUUGUUGAAGUGUUUGCUGUGAUUUUGCCUGUAAUAUUUUAGCGUUGGAAUAUUAGUUUGCGAUAUUACUGUUGCCAAAAGAAUGAGGCGAAGAAGCAGCAGUAGUACCGCAAAGUGCACGCCAAGAAGGCGUAACGACAGCUUGGGUUUUGACGAAUUUGGUUUUGCCCUGAGUAAGAAAAAAGAACAAAAACUGCAACAUAGAAGUCAUGACUACAGCUACCCGCAACCAAACACUGUUAGGGUGAAGGAGUUGUGCGAACUUCUCAGCUACUGGAACGGGUCCAGCUUCAUUUGCAGGAACCAGAUUGAACGCUUUAUCAGAAUUGGGAUCCCUCCAGCUCUCCGAGGACAAGUGUGGAAGUGUCUCUUGAACACCCAUACCCUCAGGGAAACCAGCUCUUUCAGUUACCAGAGAUGCCUGAGAGAGAUCCGGGAGCCGCUCGUAGACCUGGGAGUGAGCGAGUACAGCAUCCUGUCGGCCAUCGCCACCCUGAACGAGACGGAGAACGAGAUGGGCACGACCCCCUCCCCCCCGCAGCCCCCCGAGGCCUCCGUGCUCUCCUGCAGCGACGUGGCCAUCUUCCGCCAGAUAGCGCUGGACCUCCAGAGGUCAUUUCCGACGCACCGCUCCCUCAUGGGGGAAUCUGCAGAGGCCAUCGAAGGCCAGGCCAAGCUCUUUAGAGUCCUCACUGCCUACGCCCGCUACAACCCGCACAUCGGAUACAGCCAAGGAAUGUCAUACAUCGCCGCUGUGCUUCUGAUGAACCUGACUGAAGAGGAGGCUUUCUGGGCUCUAGUCGCUCUGUUAGAGACGCCUAAAUACCUGUCAGGCCUGUUUGACCACUCAAUGGACAGAAUCCAACACCAGGCGAGGGUCUUCCACCAGCUCCUGAAGCACAGGAAACCCCUGCUGUCCCAGCACAUAGAGGAUUUGGGCGUGUCGUCCCUGCACUACGUCAUGCCGUGGUUCCUGACCCUCUUCACCUCCCUGCCCUGCUGGGACUCUGUGCUGGCCGUGUGGGAUGUCAUCAUGCUGCAGGGUCUGUCGGCUGUGUUCCGGGUGGGCCUGGCCCUCCUCCAGCUACUGGAGCCCCGCCUGCUGCAGAUGACGGAUGAGGCCCUGCUGCUGCCCACCCUGCUGCGUGUGCCUGUUGAAGUCUCUCAGCACUGUGUGCUGCUCCCUGCUCUGUGGGGUAUGGAGGUGCACGAGUGGGAGAUCGACUGCAUGAAUGGCCUGGUGCUGGAGGAGGCCAGUGCGGGACACCACCAGCAAGGAACAGAAAACGUCCCGUUGACGCAGCAGCCGAACACAGAAGACGUGAGGACGGGGAAAGACCCCCUCGCUCCGGCGCCUGCAGAGGACGCGAAGAAGCCUGCGAAGAAAGAGAUGGGAGGAGGCGCUAAGAAUGUGUUCAGCCGCAUUCUGCGCGUAGCCCGUCGCCUCCUGGGGGAGGUGGGCGGGGGGCAGAGCACCGAGAGCCAGCCGUCCCCCCAGAAAUCCAGCCCCUCAACGGGCCGCCCCCCCAGGGCGAGAACCUCCUCCUCCCUCACACGCGUGCAGAUAAGGUCUCGGAAGAAGAGCCAGAAGGGGACGUUCCAGCGCUCUGCGGCGGGGCGAAGCAGGAAGGCUGCGCUCCCCUCUCAGGAUGCGGACGGAGGGGAGACAGACGCAGGGACGGAGGCAGCUCUGAAGAGGAGGAGCUCGGGUCCUGUGGGGCGGGUGGCCCGGCGCAGGGGCAGCCAUCACCCCCCGAGGGGCAGGUCCCUGCGCCUGCUCCGCUCCGGGACCCGCCCCGCCCCGGCCCCCGGCCCCAGCACCCCGCCCCCCGACAUAAACGACUCGCCACGGACAUCGCCCGUCAGGGGGCCGUCGCCUCAACACCGCACGUCAGACCACACAAUCCACGUCCCCGAGAACGUCCGAGAGUCGCAACUCAUCUGAGAGCGUGAGAAGCUCGGUCUCCAGGGACCGUUUCACCAUUCACAGUCCAGCAAGAACAACCCCAGCCAGGCAACCAGCACUGCCCAAUAUCACAUUAAUGUCGCAUGACGUGUUGUGAUCUUGUUUCGGUACUUGCAUCAAAUUAGCUUGUAUAAGCUUCUCUCUUCCACAACAGUUAGGUCAUUCGCUUGCGAAUGAUUCCUACAUUUGUGUAUCAACGUAAUUAUCUUAUAAAAUGCUCUGUGACUGUGUUGUGUUGAUGACUGGCGCAUUGUUAUAGUAUUCUUUAAAUGAAGUGACCUGGUUUCCAUACAGUUGUCUGUCCUGGUUAGGCAGUCAAAGCGGAAGUAACAUUACGUGUUUUCGUAAUUACAGCAUAAUUGAGCGUUAACCAAAGGUGUGACGCCCCCAGAAAUGGUAUCUUAUCAUUAGUGUGUCAUGUAGGACCUUCCAGGCUGCUGAAGGCUAUUUCUAGAAAGAUAUGCAACAUUUAUAUGCACUUCCUCUAUGCACUUCCUUUACAGAAGGCACUGAAGGCUCAUUCUAAAGUUGCCAUUUUGGAACAGAAGACUGCCUUAGUAUAGCUUUCGCCGUUGUUUUUAUCUCCAGAAAGCAGAAAUAAAUUAACUUAAUUGUGUUUUGUACUUUGUUAACCUAUUUGUGCAAAUGUCUGUUUUUUAUCUUCUUUUUUUUUCUAGUUGGUUUGGAAUAAUAAAAUAUUUACACAUA
This is a messenger RNA of Conger conger (European conger), 2688 nucleotides long. RefSeq names its product carabin. The record is from RefSeq and is a predicted model, not a curated record. Bases 97 to 1959 code for a protein of 620 amino acids. Lineage: Eukaryota; Metazoa; Chordata; Actinopteri; Anguilliformes; Congridae. The transcript has 15 exons.